CGAAACUCACACUUAGAGUUCCCUUAGCAACAGAAUAAACACGCAUAAACAACCCCAAAACCAUAACCUAUUUUUUUUUCUCUGAUCUAUAUACGUCAAAUGCUUCGUUAACAAAUCAGUUAGAUUUAAUUGUUUAGUUUACGGUGCAACGAGAUAAAAAGUAUCAUUAAAACAUGGUACAUCUCGAGGAGGUAGAUGACCUCGUGAAUCAAAUGAUGAAGGUGCCAAUUUUUUCACAUUCUGAAAAACAGAGAUUAUUAGAAGAUGAUAACAAUAUAUGGUUUCUCGAUCCUAAUUUAAUUAUGGAUACGAGACACAAAAUAACUCGAGAGACACUAAACAAUCCAGAUGCAAAUUGUUCUGCUUUAGCAGAGGCUAAAAGGUUGUUGAAAGAAAAAGAAAUUAAGGAAAUGUGUCUGAAGAAGGAACGAGUUUUUCUCGAAAUGGAAUUGAGAAGAUUCGAGAAGGAACUUCAUAAAUCCCGCCCAAAAUUUCUACGGCGAUAUGAAUGCAGGAAAAAAAAUCUGGCUAAUUCAAAUGACCAAGAUUUCUGGAGUAUAUCCAACAAAAUAGAGAUGGAUAUUAAAACGGUCAACAAAUUAAAGGUACAAACUUUUGGAACGAAAAGCAAGCAAACAUCCGUAGAAGAAUUAUUUUCGAUAUUUGAAAAUUCUAAUACCAAUGAUAUCGAUGAAAAUGAUGAAAAUGAUGUAAACAAAUCUGUCGUAAAUAUCAAAGUAACUAUCAAGAAUAAAAUUAAUUUCAAUUUGGAGGAAAAACGAUUAAACCUAAUGAAGAUAUAUUUUGAAUUUUUAAAAGAAUAUUCGACAAAAGAGCGACGAUUUCGAGAGAUAAAAAUAAAACUACAAGAGAGCAUGGCUUCGAAAAGAUUAAAAAGAUACUUUAACUUUUGGAAAACUUACACCGAGGAUAAAAAAAAUACUGCAAAAAUAAAAAAAGAACUGCAAGACGUAUCUCAUGAACGAAAAAUUGAACUUUUUAUUAGCGAAAUUACGGAAAAGAAAAAGAAAUUAGGCAAUCAUUUUCAGUCGAAGAUAAAAAAUAAUGUAUCUUUUAAAAUCAUACAAGAAAACGAAGAUAAAAAGAAAUUAACUCGUCAGAAAAACAAUUAUCCGUUCCAGUCUUUCGUAGAAAAUCGUUUGAAUGCUCAAAAAAUUAUAAUUGAAAAGCAAAAAUCUAAAUUGGCCGAACAGAAUAGAAUUAUCGAGGAACUGAAAUUGAAACAAAUUCAACAAGAAUUGGUGACAAUGGAUAAGGAAACUAUGAACGUUGCCAAAGAAACUUUGAUGAAUUGUGGCCAAAAAACAAGAAGAACUUUAAUUCUAUUAAUGAAGCAAGCUGGUUACAGAAAUAAAUGUACGACAACAUCACAACAAACAUCAAAUCCAACAAAAUUUAUGAUGAGAGUGGAAGCUCGGGCAGAGGUGAGAAGAGAACGAUUAAGAAAAGCGGAAGAAACUCGUCAAAAAAAGUUGGAAGAGCAGAAGUUGAAAGAGGAAGCAACUAAACUAGAAGAAGAAGAAAAAAGGAAAAAGUUACAGCAAGAGAGUAUGCGAGAAGCGAGAAAGCUGCGUGAAGAACAAAAAAAGUGUAGAAUGGAAGAAUUAGAGAAAUUAAAAAAAUUAAAUUUGAUGGCCAAUCAAUUUUAUCGCAAAUAUUUAUUUCGACAUUAUGUAAUAGAACCGUUUAAGAAACUCAUCAAAAUAAGAAACGACAAUAUUCGAAGAGCAAACGAUCAUUAUAAAAAAUUCUUGUUACUCCAAACUUUGACUGCCUGGAGAAGGGAAACGAAAGAACAGUACCAAAUCAAACUUGAACUUGCCAUUUCCUUACACAAUAGGAAUUUAUUAUGGUACACGUUUAAAGAUUGGACGGAUAUGGUAAAAGAAGAAAAUAUAAAACAUCAAGUGGCCAAAGAUUUCUACGAUAUGAAAUUACAAGAGAAAUGUUUCCGUGCAUUGAGAUCUAUUGUUGCCAUAAUAAAAUUAGAAUAUCUAAAAUACGUCAAAAUUGCAGAGGAACAUUACAAUCAUAAACUUGUGAAUAAAUAUUUUAAUAAAUGGAGAGAUUAUCCUACAAUAGCUGAAAUAGUUAAAGAAAGUGAAAAACAAAGGAAUAAGUGGAGAGAAAUAGUACAAAAACUAGUUCCCGAUUUUGAUCCUAAGGAGAGAGGAGUAGUGCUAGAGGAUUAAGAUUAAUUAUGUAAUUGAUCGAAACACUAAAAAUAAUAUUUAUGAACUAUCUU
Messenger RNA from Polistes canadensis, 2266 nucleotides. RefSeq names its product golgin subfamily A member 6-like protein 22. The record is from RefSeq and is a predicted model, not a curated record. Gene Ontology annotation, molecular function: phosphatase binding. The coding region runs from base 174 to 2213 and encodes 679 amino acids. NCBI's taxonomy places the organism in Eukaryota, Metazoa, Arthropoda, Insecta, Hymenoptera, Vespidae. The transcript is spliced from 5 exons.